AUGGAAGGGCAAGAUUGGGUGCGGGAUAAUAAUGGGUUGACUGUAGGGAUUGGCUUGUUGAGCGUAGUUUUGAGCAGCUUCAGUCGAGGCUCGUUUUGUGUUGCUGACGAGAACGGCCCAUUUAGUGCAGGAAGUGUAGUAUGGGUGCCGUAUAAAGGUAUUCAGUGGCCAGCUGUAAUUAACAGGCUUUAUGCUUCGCAGAAGAAAGUCACGUAUAAAUUUUUACCGCUCGAUGAAAAUGGUGGUGUUUUUAAUGCCCCGGUCUCUAAAAUUCGACCUUUUUUUUUGAAGGAUCAGCUACCUGCUGAGGGUGAUGAAAAACUAAAGGCAGCUUUUGAAGCUGCUUUAGAAGGCGUUACUAAACAGCGACUGGAGAGAGGAGAAUCACUAGAUGAUCCAGACAGCGAUAUAAAUGAGGAGGAGCAGUCGUUAGAUGCAAGUAAGAAACGGGGUGGAAAACUUGAAGAGAAAGUAGAAACGAAGAGGAAUGGACAGAAGGACUUUGUUGUGGGCGAUAUUGUGCUUGUAAAUUGGUUUGGUUACGCUGAGUGGCCAGCUGUGGUUUUGGCUGUUCGUAGACGCACUCUUGCCUGUCAUUUUUUUCCACUACAUACAGGACAUCCUGGGUGGUGUACAAAAUCUGCUUGUCAGGAGCUAAAUAUUGACCAAAAAACUUUUACAGCUAUGAGGAAAAGAGAACCUACUAGGGAACGACAGAUUGCGCUUGAUGAGGCUUGGGAACUGAUGACGAACACAACAAGGGAGGAGCGUAGAAGGCUUUAUCAACGGACUUGUGAAACAAUGAAGAGAAAGUCAGCCCAAUCAAAAUUUUCAUCUAAGCGAGGUAUAGAAAGUGAUGCAUUGUCAAGUAAUGCCUCACCUGUUUGGACGGAAACUGAUAAGGUGGGAAAUGAACAAAGUAGUGCCUUUGCAAAAACUCAGGAAGAAGAAGGGACGUUAGAUUUCAAGAUUUGGGAGCUGGAUUACUUACCUAAUAAAGACCGGCGCAAAAAACCUGACUUUUCUCAUGCUGUUCCGACGACCGAAAAUAUUAAAACUGACACAGCACAGUCAGAAAUUGACGAGGCUGCUUUCAGUGAAGACAUCCUGAGGGUUUCUUUUGAGAAACGGGAGCAAGAAGAAGUGAUUGAGGAGGUCGUUGCAGGACUGAUAGCUAAAGUCUCGAGUUUUAUUGACCCCUGUCGCAAAAAAGAGGAGGAGUGA
Molecule: messenger RNA, 1224 nt
Organism: Enterobius vermicularis (human pinworm)
Lineage: Eukaryota; Metazoa; Nematoda; Chromadorea; Rhabditida; Oxyuridae
Source: the annotation of a GenBank genome assembly